This is a messenger RNA of Diabrotica balteata, 1179 nucleotides long. Lineage: Eukaryota; Metazoa; Arthropoda; Insecta; Coleoptera; Chrysomelidae. The record is from the annotation of a GenBank genome assembly.
AUGACCCAUAUGAACGAAGUAAGAAUUUGGGAAGAUCUCUCACUCGGCGAUAUUUACAUUUUAGACUACAGUGAAGUAAAUCUAAGCUAUGUAAAAAAGGCUACACCGCAAUUCUUUAAAAAAUUGGAUUUUAUCUGCGAGGAAGUCUGGAAUAAUCAAAUUAAGGAACUUCACAUUAUUAAUGCAUCUAGUGCAGCUGAAGUCAUAAUCGCAUUGCUAAGAAAAUACCUGUAUAGAAGAUUAAGGGACAAAGUGUUUGUUCAUGAGUCUUUAACUGAUUUGUACAAAGUUGUGCCUAGGGAAAUAUUACCAAAGGAAUACGGUGGUGAUGAAAAGUCGUUAAAUGAUUUAAAAGAUUCAUGGUAUAAAACUCUUCAAAAACACCGCUCUAGAUUUGAAAAAUUAGAAAAUAUGAAGGUUCAAGAAAAUCGACGUCCUUCUGCUUGUAAAAAUUGCGAUAUUUUAGGAUACUACGCUGAUACCAUGAUUACCUUUUUUCUGGUUUAUAACAAUUUUAGUAUAGAGAAAACAAAACAAUCCCUGGAUAUGUACUAUUCGGUAAAAACAAUUAUACCAGAUAUUUACCAAAACACUCUUCCUUUUUCUUCAACUGUAAAAAGUGUAUAUGAAGAACUAACAUUUGUACCACUGCCAAAUUUGACCCCAAAUCUACAGAAUGUCGUCUUUGCAAGACUUAAUGGCGAUCCAGAAAAAUUAGUUGGUGAACUGUCAGUAGUAAUAAUGACACAUAUAAACGAAGUUAAAAUUUGGGAAGGUCUAUCAUUGGGCGAUAUUUAUAUAUUCGACUUUUCUAACGAAAUCUGGAAUAAUCAAAUUAAGGAAAUGCACGUUAUCAAUGCUUCUAGUACGUCUGAAGCCUUAAUAGCAUUAAUGAGAAAAUUUAUAUAUAAAGAUUUAAAAGAAAAAAUAUUUGUGCAUGAGUCUUUAGCCGAUUUGUAUAAAGUGGUACCUAGGGAAAUAUUACCCAAAGAAUAUGGUGGUAAUGAAAAGUCGUUGGAUGAAUUAAAAGAUUUGUGGUACGCAACCAUUCAGAAACACCGUCCAAGAUUUGAAGAAUUAGAAAAUAUGGUAGUUAACGAAGAUCGACGCCCAAAUCCUUGUAAAAAUUGCGAUAUAUUGGGAUAUUACGGUAACUACAUGCGUAUCGACGUUAAUUAA